This is a messenger RNA of Sporisorium graminicola, 3591 nucleotides long. RefSeq lists its product as uncharacterized. Gene Ontology annotation, cellular component: cytosol. The record is from RefSeq and is a predicted model, not a curated record. Gene Ontology annotation, molecular function: metallopeptidase activity; aminopeptidase activity; zinc ion binding. Gene Ontology annotation, biological process: tRNA processing; proteolysis. The transcript has 2 exons. Lineage: Eukaryota; Fungi; Basidiomycota; Ustilaginomycetes; Ustilaginales; Ustilaginaceae. The coding region runs from base 1 to 3591 and encodes 1196 amino acids.
AUGACUUGGACGCCACCCAACCCUGCUUCCGUCGGUGCCCCCGCCCUGCGCGUGCCCGAGGACAUUCACACCCACGCCAAGGUGGCCGAAUACAAACCUGUCCAUUUGCAUCUCGACUGGGACAUCGACUGGAAAGCACGCACCAUCUCCGGCCGUGUUUCGCACGUCAUUGAGCUCAUCCAGCCUGGUCUCACCUCCAUCACUCUGGACGCAAGCUACCUCAAGAUCACCUCGGUCCACGUCGAGGGCAAGAAAGUCGACCACAGCCUGGGAACCCAGCGUGGUACACUUGGCGCACCUCUUCAGAUUCCCAUCCCUUCCUCCACGAACAAGAAGGGCGACAAAGUCCACGUCGACAUCGACUACUCCACCACCGAGCACUGCACUGCCCUUGGAUGGCUCACAAAGCAGCAGACCGCCGGCAAGACCAAUCCAUUCCUCUACUCGCAAUGCCAGGCGAUUCACUGCCGCUCCCUCGUGCCCUGCAUCGACUCUCCCUCCCAUAAGAUCACCUACACUGCCACCGUCAACUCGCCCAUCCCUGUCCUCAUGUCUGCUCUCAAGGACGAUUCCAAGCCAGACCAGCCCGGCACCUACCACUUUAAGCAGCCCGUCGGCAUUCCCUCGUACCUCAUCGCCAUCGUGGGCGGUGACCUCGAGUUCCGCAAGCUCGGCGAGCGCACCGGUAUCUGGGCCGAGCCACCCAACGCCGAUGCUGUCCAGUGGGAGUUUGAGGCCGACGCAGAACGCUUCCUCGAGCACGCCGAAAAGGUCAUUUCGCCCUACUCGUGGACCCGCUACGACUCGGUCGUCCUUCCGCCUUCCUUCCCUUACGGAGGCAUGGAGAAUGCAAACCUCACCACUUUGACCCCUUCGCUCGUUUGCGGUGAUCGAAGCUUGACCGACGUCCUGCUGCACGAACUCUGCCAUUCGUGGUCCGGCAACCUCACCUCGUGCGCCAACUGGACCCACUUCUGGCUUAACGAAGGCUGGACCGUCUACCUUGAGCGUCUCUUGCUUCAGGAUGUGCACGGUGCCAAGGAGGGUCCUGCGCACCGCGGCUUCUCGUACAUUAUUGGCUCAAAGGCGCUCAAGGACGCCCUCGAACAGUUCACGGACACUCCUCGCUUCCAGCGUCUCAUGCCCGCCUUCAAGGAUGGUGAGGACCCGGAUGAUGCUUUCAGCUCCAUCCCGUACGAGAAGGGCUCCAACUUCCUCCUGUAUCUCGAGCGCACCGUCGGCGGUCUCGAUAACUUCCUCCCUUACGCCAAGAGCUACUUCCACGCCUUUUACAACCGAUCCGUCACCACGCAGGAGUGGCGCGAGCACCUCUUCAAGUUCUUCGAGGGCAAUGCCGAGGCUACUGAUGCGCUCAACAAGGUCGACUGGGAUGCAUGGCUCCACGGCGAGGGGCUCGAGCUGCCCGUCAAGAUGGAGUACGACACCACGUUGGCAGAGCAGGCCUUCUCGCUCGCCAGCCGAUGGAUCCAGGUGAUUGAUGGACACAACUCGCUCGAGCGCGCUCACUUCACACGUGAGGAUAUCAAAGGAUGGAACGCCAACCAGGUCGUCGUGUUCCUUGAACGUCUACACUCAGGUCCCAAGGUGCCCCUCGCCAUCACGCAGAAGCUGGACGAGGUGUACGAGUUCAGCAAGGCCACCAAUGGGGAAGUGCUGCUGCGCUUCUUCGAGGUUGCACUGGAGGUCAAGGGCGGCAAGUACGCCCAGCAGGCUGCUGAGUGGGUCAAAGGACAGGGCAGGAUGAAGUUCUGCAGGACCGUGUAUCGUGCAUUGAACAAGGUCGAGCCCGAGUUGGCCAAGAAGACGUUCAUCGACAACAAGAGUUUCUAUCAUCCGAUUGCUGCUGCGCAGAUUGAAAAGGAUUUGGGCCUUGUCGAUCCAGCAGCGUCGACGGAUGCGGGGGUGAUUGCGAUCUUUGGAAGUACGGGGACGGGUAAGACGAAGCUGUCGGUGGAGAUCGCACGGGCGAUUGGCGCGGAUGGUGGGCAGAGAUACGGAGGGUAUGCGGGCGCAGAGGUGAUCUCGUGCGACAGCAUGCAGAUCUACAAGGGGCUGGAUAUCAUUACGAACAAGGCGACGGAGGGGGAGAUGCAGGGGGUAGUGCAUCAUUUGAUUGGCUUUGUUGAUCCGGAGGGCGAGGCUGAAGGUGCGAGUUAUGAUGUGACGAGGUUUGUGGCGGAUACGAAUCGGAUAGCGAGAGUUUUACGGGGGGAGGGGAAGGUGCCGAUCGUGUGUGGGGGGACGACGUACUACUUGCAGCAUCUGCUGUUUCCGGGUCGACUGAUCAGCUCGCAGCCCUCGACCGAGGAGGCAAGGGAGGACGCAGUAGAUUUGAGCGCAGACCCGGUGUAUCAGCGGUUGCAAGCAGAGCAGCGCGAGCUACUACAGCAGGUGUCGGUGGGCAGCAGCGCGAAACUCGACCUAGCGGCGAAAGCGACCGCGGACCCAACGCUGGCCAUGCAGCUGUGGCAGCUGCUCGAGCAAGUCGACCCAGUUAUGGCCGCGCGAUGGCACUACCGCGAUGCGCGCAAGGUCGCCAAUUCGCUGCGCGUGUACAAAGAGACCGGCCGCCCGCACUCGCACUGGAUCGCACAACAGGACUUGCAGCACACUCCCUCCACUCCUCCCCGCUCCAGUCACGACGCUGCUGAUGCCGGGGUGAGCAGCUCGCGCAAGCUGCUCUUCUGGCUGUGGUGCGACCCGCCCGUGCUGCGCAAGCGGCUGGACGACCGCGUCGAUGAGAUGGUGCAGCGUGGACUCGAGGCGGAAGUGCGCGAGAUGCGCACGAUCGCCAGGAGCAUGUUGGACGACGUCGUCGAGCGCACCAACAGCUACCAGACGGGCAUCUUUCAGACGAUAGGGUACCGACAGUUUGCAGAGUACCUCGAUCGCCUUGAAGCCCUCAGCUCGUCUUCCCAGGAGGAGGAGCGAGCACAGUGGUUCGGCAAGGCGGUGCAAGACACAAAGACAGCCACGCGCCAGUACGCCAAAUCACAGCUCAAGUGGGUGCAGAACAAGCUGGUGCCAGAAGUGCGACGUGCGCAGGCCGUGUUGGCGCAGAGCGGACAGGUGGAGCUGUACCUGCUCGACGCCACCGACGUUUCCGUAUGGGAUGACAAGGUCUUAACCCCGGCACUGGAUGUCGUCUCGCGUUUCCUCUGCAGCAACCCCCUGCCGCAUCCAACGACGAUCUCCAACCCCACGGCUGCAGCGCAGUACCUCUACUCUGGCCGCACGCCCAACCAGGCCCUCUCGAAACUCGGCUGCGCUGCCGCUGGCGACGACGCGGGAGCAGGUGAGGGCGCGCGCACCAUCCAGGCCAACAUGCUCUACACUUGCCCCGUGUGCUCGUUCGACCCGGCCCACCCCGUGCGCAUCCGCUCCGUGGACAAAGCAGCCCACGAAAAGGGUCGCCACCACCGCAACAACGUCAAGCGCAACAUGUCGCCCCACGAAAAGGAGCAGAGGAUCAGAGACAAGAUCGAAAAUGGCCGGGCGCUCAAGGCGCUCCGAGACCGGUUGAAGGGUCGAGAGCAUAGUGCAGGCGACGGUGAGAAGAAUGUUGCUUAA